GGGCAGAGAUUUUCUUGUAGAGCAACAACGGGAGGUAAAAUGUUGUGCAGGAUCCAAAUCGGAGAUAAUGAUGAAAAAAGAAAAAAGAUCCUAUCUUCCCUUGUGAUACUUUUGAUGGUUGUCGUCGUGGACUUUUUAAAUGGUUUUCGGAAGGUAGCCACACAGAUUGCUGGGAUUUAUGCGUGCGACCUUCUAAAAUAAGACCGCCAAGCAUUCUCUCACAUUUCGCUCCUCGCCGUCGUCCAUCAACAUGAUUAUUGUCACACUGUCGCUCCUGCGGCCCCGCGAUUCUACGACGAUGUGAAGAUGUGAAGAUGUGAAGAUAUGAAGACGCGAAAUAUUUCUGGGCGGCAACUUCGGUCCCGUCAACCCUGUUAAGUUAUCACAUGUGAUCUGUUUCCCUGCUUUGCAGAAAGUAAAUCGGGGCGCGCCGCUGUAGAUGCAGAUAGUUCAGAUUGUGGGGACACCGAGGUAUGGAGAAUUGAAAGCAGAUAACCUAUCGUUCCGCCACGGGUAAUUCCAUCCGAUAAACUGCCAACAACUAGAGAGCAUCGUCAUCGUCGUCGAUUUUGCCAUCAUCAUCGCCGCCGGUUCUCCCAACGCUAUUGAUGCCACCACUAUCAUCACAUCAAUAUCGUCUUGCAAUAUCACAACUGUGUGUCAAGUCGUAUCAGUCGGCCGUAGCACCGUGAGACAUUGUGAGAUUCAUUGAAAAUGAAAAACUCAGUUAUUCAAACCCUCGUCCACGCGAAUCAUAUUUUGCAUCAUCAGAAUGUUGUUGAUGCUUAUGGUCAUGUGUCUGUUCGCCAUCCGGACAACCCAGGUAUCUUCAUUAUGUCGGCAUCGACCGCGCCAGCAUUGGUCUCAUCCAUCUCCGACUUGGUACAUUAUAAUGUAUCCGAUGGCGCUCCAGUAGAUCCGAAGGCGAAGAAAGGGUACCAAGAACGGUUUAUCCAUAGCGAAAUUUACAAGAAAUUCUCAGAGAUCAAUUGCGUUAUCCACAGUCAUGCCGAGGCCGUGAUACCCUACACCAUGAACGGAGUCCAGAUGCGACCGAUAUUUCACAUGGCUGGGUUCUUAGGUGAUCAUGUACCUAAUUUUGAUAUCACGGAGCUAUACACCUCGAACGAUAGACAAGACUUCUUGGUAAACUCUGGACGGUUUGGCAGUGCCUUGGCCGAGAAAUUCUCCAAGCCGGAAUCAAGUACCCAAGACUAUAACGUCGUCUUAAUGGCAAAUCACGGUUUCACGACGGUAGGAUCAAGUAUCAAGCAGGCUAUCUACCGUGCUGUUUAUACCCAAAUCAAUGCGGGUCUCCAAGCAAAAGCCAUUAUGCUCAGGAAUGCCGACGGGAGAGCUGCUGACCUUGGCCCUUUAAGGUUUUUGAAUGCCGAACAAGCUUCUGGUUCCGAAAAAUUCAACGAUGACACCGCCGAAAGACCUUGGCAGUUAUGGGUGCGAGAAGUUGAGGCAAACCCUUUGUAUCAGAAUGAAGCAUCAAAGAUGGACUCCUCAGAUGAGGUAUGAUACGGAAGACUAAGUUCUUCGCGUUUCUAUUCUAUGUUAUUGAAAUUGUGAUGGGCCACAGUGCUAUGGUUCAUAUUUGAGAAGGGGACGUAAGUUCAAUUCAUGCAUUCAACUUCCGAGCCAUUACUAGUUCAAAAUAGCUCGAUAUGGCUUUGCCAUCUCUUACUCACGUAGACACAUUUGAUAUCUAGUUUCUAGGGGUGAAAAAGAAACCGCGAGACUACGUCCAAACAAUGUGGCGUCGACUAAAACAGAAUUUCUUUCAUCUCAUUUCCUAAAUGACAUCUUCAAACUUCGACCCCUUAGGAAGGAAAGUUCCUACCACCAUUAAAUCUACCUAUACUUGCUUCAAUCGACCGGAAUUUGGAUCA
Molecule: messenger RNA, 1898 nt
Organism: Botrytis cinerea B05.10
Lineage: Eukaryota; Fungi; Ascomycota; Leotiomycetes; Helotiales; Sclerotiniaceae
Exons: 3
Coding region: 715-1527 (270 amino acids)
Biological process (GO): pentose catabolic process
Cellular component (GO): cytosol
Molecular function (GO): aldehyde-lyase activity
Source: RefSeq, a predicted model, not a curated record